Molecule: messenger RNA, 1494 nt
Organism: Synchiropus splendidus (mandarinfish)
Lineage: Eukaryota; Metazoa; Chordata; Actinopteri; Syngnathiformes; Callionymidae
Product: sialic acid synthase-like
Exons: 7
Coding region: 205-1269 (354 amino acids)
Biological process (GO): carbohydrate biosynthetic process
Molecular function (GO): N-acylneuraminate-9-phosphate synthase activity
Source: RefSeq, a predicted model, not a curated record
CAAAGAAACACUGAAAAGCUCGAGGCAGAGUCAUGAGAUGGGACGGUUGUGUCAGAGCACUUCAAAGGCGUGAUGUCCUGGGUGAGAUGAAGGGUCACCGCGUUGGAUGAAGGGCCACGAUCCAGUCACCUCCACUGCAUGAUGAUCCGCUGUGUCUCGGUCUGAGACGGCAGCAGCCAAACACCACAGUGACAGAGGAGCAAAAUGCCUUUAACUUUCGAGCUGUGCCCCGGCCGCAUGAUCGGAGGGAGCCACCCGUGCUUCAUCAUUGCAGAGAUUGGACAGAACCAUCAGGGAGACCUUGAAAUUGCCAAGAAAAUGAUCAAAAUGGCAAAGGACUGUGGCGCAGAUUGUGCCAAGUUCCAGAAAAGUGAACUGGAAUUUAAGUUCAACCGAAAAGCGCUGGCCCGUCCUUACAUCUCCAAACACUCCUGGGGGGCCACCUAUGGUGAACACAAGCGCCACCUGGAGUUCAGCCACGAGCAGUACAGGGAGCUGCAGAAGUAUGCGGAGGAGGUCGGGAUCUACUUCACUGCGUCUGGAAUGGAUGAGAUGGCAGUUGAGUUUCUCCAUGAACUCAACGUGCCAUUCUUCAAAGUGGGCUCAGGAGACACCAACAACUUUCCCUAUCUGGAAAAAACAGCCAAGAAAGGUCGCCCUAUGAUCGUGUCCAGUGGGAUGCAGUCCAUGGAUACGAUGCGUCGAGUCUACCAGACUGUCAAGAAGCACAACCAAAAUUUCGCCCUCCUUCAGUGCACCAGCGCUUAUCCUCUAGAAGCUGAAGACGUCAAUCUCCAAGUGAUCACAGAAUACCGGAAGGAAUUCCCCGACAUCCCCAUCGGGUAUUCGGGACAUGAGAGCGGGAUCGCCAUUAGCGUGGGAGCUGUCGCUCUGGGUGCCAAAGUGGUUGAGCGCCACAUCACCUUGGACAAGACCUGGAAAGGAAACGACCACGAGGCAUCGCUGGUGCAAGAGGAGCUCGCCGAGCUGGUCCGCUCCAUUCGUCUGGUGGAGAGGGCUCUGGGCUGUGGCGUGAAGCGCAUGCUGGACUGUGAGAAGGCUUGUCACGACAAGUUGGGAAAGUCUGUGGUGGCCAAGGUGAAGAUCUCUAAAGGAACGACUCUGACUCUUGAUAUGCUGACAGUGAAAGUGGCCGAGCCCAUGGGCGUGGCAGCUGAAGACAUCUACCAGCUGCCAGGUCGGGUGGCGAAGGAGGACAUAGAGGAAGACGAGAGCCUCCUGGCCGAGUGCCUGGAACCCACAUGUUAGUUUGGUGUCGCUCCACCAGCUUGAAGCCAGGUCUUCUUUCUGCUCUGAGUCAGACUUGGGGCAGGCUGGGACGUCUUCUUGGGAGCAGGAGUUUCUCUUGAAGCCAUCAAGUGUGCCAACCUCUCCGCCUGUGAUUGUGCGCCUCUGUGGCGCCUCCUACGCUGAUGCACUGUCUGCAUGAAGAUGGAAGCACCUGCUAUCAUGUCCUAUCAUGUCAAUAAAUGA